Molecule: messenger RNA, 1419 nt
Organism: Hirsutella rhossiliensis
Lineage: Eukaryota; Fungi; Ascomycota; Sordariomycetes; Hypocreales; Ophiocordycipitaceae
Product: reverse transcriptase (RNA-dependent DNA polymerase) domain-containing protein
Exons: 3
Coding region: 1-1419 (472 amino acids)
Source: RefSeq, a predicted model, not a curated record
AUGGACUUCAGCUGGAAGGAAGCAAGACAGCUCUUUCCUAAUGAAUUGCACGACUUUGUUGACGAAUGCUACUCACCAGCCCGCCUAGCCAAGAUCACAGAUGCCGAUAUCGAAAAGUUCAUGAAAGGCAAGCCGGAGCGAACAGCGGAUGACGUCUUGAAGAAGCUCCCGAUAUGGCUCCGCGACCUCUACGAUGUGUUCCUACCUAAGCUCGCAGACAAACUUCCCCCGCAGCGCUCAUGGGACCAUAAGAUAGAGCUUCUGACUGGAAAAGAACCUCCGGUUCAUACGGGAGUCCUGAGCCGCUGUGCAGCACCACUACUCCUUGCCGCGAAGCCAGGAGGUGGUGUCCGGAUCUGCCAGGACUACCGCGGUCUUAACAACAUCACCAUAAAGAACCGCUACCCACUGCCUUUGAUCCGUGAGACUCUAGAUGCCCUAUGCAACGCCAAAUUCUGCACCGCCUACCUUGACGAUAUCUUGAUAUAUUCAACAGAUAAGAAGCAACAUAGGGAACACGUCCGCGAGGUAGUCACACGACUUCGCGAUGCAGGCCUCCAGAUUGAUAUCGACAAAUGCGAAUUCGAAACAACUAGGACGAAAUACCUUGGGCUGAUCGUUACGCCUGGAGGUGUCGAGAUGGACCCCGACAAGGUCUCUACAAUCCUCAACUGGAAGCCACCAACAGCACUCCGCGACUUACAAAGAUUCCUCGGCUUUGCAAACUUUUAUCGCCGCUUUAUCCGUGACUUCUCCAAGAUCACCCGGCCAUUAAAUGACCUCCUGAAGAAGAGCACAAUCUGGUCCUGGGAGGUAGAACACCAAACCGCCUUUGACCGACUGAAAGCCGCAUUCUCCGUAGCACCGGUUCUAGCCUUAUAUGACUAUAAUAGGAAAACUGUACUUGAAACAGACGCCUCGGACUGGGCGUCUGGAGGAGUCUUGUCCCAGUAUGAUGAUGAAGGCGUACUGCGACCUGUAGCCUACUUCUCGUCAAAACACUCGGCCCAGGAAUGCAACUACGAGAUCUACGACAAGGAACUACUGGCGAUCAUUAAGGCUCUGGAAGAAUGGAGGCCUGAGCUUCAAGGGACCCAAGAACCCUUCGAAGUCAUCACGGACCAUAAGAACCUUGAAUAUUUCACAACAACCAAGGCUCUAAACCAACGACAAGUCCGCUGGUCCGAGUUCCUGUCAGGCUUCAACUUCCGUAUUGUUUAUCGACCAGGCACCAAAGCCGUCCGUCCAGAUGCGCUAAGUCGAAAGCCAGAAGACCAACCCAAGCGCGCAGACACAAACGACGACCGCAUUAAGAACCGCCAACGGACCAUUCUGCCAGAACACAUCUUUGACCCAGAGGCCCUGGCUGAACUGACUCGAGAAGUCAAUGGGAAUUCGACCUCGCUGCCGCCCCGAUAG